Anastrepha obliqua is the source of this 977-nucleotide messenger RNA. RefSeq names its product transcription termination factor 4, mitochondrial. Gene Ontology annotation, cellular component: mitochondrion. The transcript is spliced from 2 exons. Gene Ontology annotation, molecular function: double-stranded DNA binding. Gene Ontology annotation, biological process: regulation of DNA-templated transcription; mitochondrial ribosome assembly. Lineage: Eukaryota; Metazoa; Arthropoda; Insecta; Diptera; Tephritidae. The record is from RefSeq and is a predicted model, not a curated record. Bases 33 to 911 code for a protein of 292 amino acids.
UUUCGUCACUCGUCUUGUUACAAAUCAUCGUGAUGUUCAAAAGGUUCAUAUCAAAACUCAAUCAAAAUGUACAAAUUCUUCAAAGAAAUCAACAAUUCACCCGAUAUCAGUUACCACCAUUACGAUGUGUUGCCACAGUGCCCGACGAGCAAACGUUGCUGGAACAAGCGCAUAUUGACGAAGCGGUGCGACUAAAUCCACUGCUGGCCAGAGUAUCUGCCACGCAAUGGCAACAAGCCCACGAAACCUUUAUGAAUCACGGUCUGUACACCAGCAACUUUCUGCGCAUUGUCAUUGGUAAUCCGGCGGUGCUCUCACGUCCCACCCAGCGUAUAAUUGAUGCGAUUGAACACUGGCGUAGCUGCCAAUUUGGUGAAAAGUUGUUAUUCCUCCUCCUAACGAAGUACCCAGAGUUUUUAGAUGUUACUGAUGAACUGCGUCUACGAAAGCAGAUGAGAUAUUUGAAAUCAUUUGCGGGUACAGAUAAAAACGUGUGGAAGUUGCUGAUGAAUUGUCCCGAUGUAUUAGAACAGUCUCAGCGGAGUAUAGAGGAAAAAGUGCAGUACUUGAAGAAUGUUAUGCGUGUUGAAAUUCCGGAAAUCCUCAAGUCAGAAGCAUUGUCGAAAUCAUUGGAGGAGAUUCGUUGCCGGCAUGUUUUUCUCGAAAGAUUGGGCCUAUUCAAACCGCGUCCUUUGAAAGUGGAUCCCGAUGAGCCAACGAAAAAUCCGCGCUUGUAUCAAAUUACCAAUACAUCGGACAAAGCAUUUGCCACCAAAGUGUGUCAUGUCAGUUUGAUGGAAUUUGAAGCAUUUCAAGAGCUCUUUGAUCGCGAACAGCUGCGGAAACAAAGCGCUGACGAUGCAGAUGAAGAUAAAGAUUGGGAGGAAGAACUUGAAUAUAAAAAGCAUUAAAUCAAAUAUCUAUGAAUGCAUAAAUAGUUUUAGUUUGUAAUAAAGCAUUUUUAUUUCAACGUUUAA